GGCGGGAGGGGGAGAGUUAGGAUUGUCCAUAAAAUGCUAUUUCCCUUGCCUAAAUUGCUCCGAUUUGGACAUUGCCUUCUCCUUCCUCGGUUUCCUCCAAUACAGUGUAUGCCUCUUGGGGUAGAGACCCAUCCUGAAAUACUUUGGAAAGCACCAUUCCCUGUGAAUGUGCUAUACAGUAUAAACAAACUAAGUGGUUAUUAUCAUUGGUAUGAUUUAUAUCUGGAAAAGGGCAUAUUUAUCUCAUGCUCUGCGGAAUGUGAUGUUUUCUGGCUUUGCAUUAUCUCUCGAUGAGAUCAAACCUUUUAUCUUGGCAACAGAGCCAGCUAUCUCAUCUUUACCUGCAGCAUGAAACAGAUGACCUUGUUUGCUGUAAAAAUGUCCACUCUUCUGGUUCCGAUUAGCUCUGUAGACUAGGGUCAUGCACAGGAGCUGAGCAGGACUGCACUCCCACAGUCACAGGGAAGUGGAGCUAUGGUAGUUCAGCACAUGAUUGGAGCCUAGAAAACCAACUUUUUGUGUGAUUUGAGACUCCACAUGGGAAGUCUUUAAGCAGCGAAUACUCAAAGUACCCUGCAACUCACUACCUGAAAUAUACUCCCUUGGGUGCCAUUCCUCCUCCCUGCAAAUUUAUCAGAGUUAUUCUGGAAUAUCCACAAAUAAGACAUAACCUGUACAGGUAAUGGACUCAAAACAUUCUGAUUCUCUCUUCCCUCUCCUUUUGUAUGAGGCUCAGCAUUACCCUGAAGCUAAAACUUGACAUGUGAUUGCAAGUGAAGAAUUCCCAAUCCAGUGUUUUGUUUUUAAGGUGCAACAAAGGGACCAUUGGUGAGGCAGGUUUCCUCUAGUCAACCUGAAAGCCCAACCUUGAAGAUUUGGGUUAAACAGCCACUGACUGCCAUUUCUCCCCCAGAAAAGCACCCUACCCCUUCAUUUUUAUUUCUGUUUGCUACUGAAUGUCUAGUGGAGCCCUGAAGCCUGCUUCACAAAUAUUUAAGAUGUGCACAUAAAAAAGAACAUGUGUGUAUGUGAUGAGCACAUAGCUGGGAAACCAACCAGAUGGGCAGGAUGUAAAUAAUAAAAUUAAUUAUUAAUCAAUCAAUCAAUUAAAUUAAUUAUUAUUGCCAUAAAUACAUUGCUGUUUGCCCGCAUUCACUUAACAAGAAACCUAUAAUUGCUAGUGCCUAAUCUGUAAGGAGCAUUCUGAAGGAAAUCAGCCCUGACUGCUCACUGGAAGGACAGAUCCUGAAGCUGAGGCUCCCAAUACUUUGGCCACCUCAUGAGAAGAGAAGACUCUCUACAAAAGACCUUGAUAUUGGGAAAGAUUGAGGGCAAACGGAGAAGGGGACGACAGAAAACGAGAUGGUUGGACACUGUUCUCAAAGCCACCGACAUGAGUUUGACCAAACUGCAGGAGGCAGUGGAAGACAGGAGUGCCUGCCGUGCUCUGGUCCAUGGGGUCACGAAGAGUCAGACACGACUAAACGACUAAAGAACAACAAUGUAAGGAGCAGCCCUGCUAGACUUGUAAGAGGUAGACUGCUAUUGACUGCUGGUGGGCAUGUCCUUUCCAGCACGCCCUUGAGCAGUUCUUGAAGGGUUGCUAUAAUGCAUGUCCCCAGGCAUCCAUGGUAACCCUUAUCCUCUCUGCUCUGUCCUGCAGCACUUGCUUCCUUUCUCCACCCUUCAUCAAAGUAACUUCCCUUUCAGCUUGACCUCUGCACACAGAAAUGACAUGCCAGCAGUUUUGCUGUGUCACUCUAUAUUGCACUGGGCAUAAGCAGAGCUCUUCUGAUUCAGGCUAAAACUCCCAUCUUGUCCAGCGUCUUGCUUCUUACAAAGCCCGCAAGCAGGGCUCCGGUUGCCGCUCCCCAGCAAUGUGUCAUGUGCCAUAGAAGCACAUGUUACUUACAGGACCUCAUGCUCCAUUGUGAACUCCUGUGAUGCUCUUCUGACUUCCUGAGGUGCCCUAUUUUUUAAUUGAAAACCCUAUCCCCAUACUAAUAACUUAGUGACUACGUGAAUUUUAGAGCAUUGUGGGAAACAAUGGGAAUUGGCAAGAACACUACGUCUAAGUCAGUUGAAACUGGAAGUCCAACAGAGGGCAAAUAUGAGGAUGAAUCCAAGCAUCCUGCUUUCUUCACACUACCAGUUGUAAUGAAUGGUGGAGCUACAUCAAGUGGUGAUCAAGAUACGGAAGAUACAGAGCUAAUGGCAAUCUAUACAACUGAAAAUGGAAUUGCCGAAAAGAGUGCGCUGGCGGAGACACGAGAUUGCAGCGGAAGCUUGGACGCCCAAAGAACGGACAUGAUAUACACAAUUGAAGAUGUUCCUCCCUGGUACCUCUGCAUAUUCUUGGGAUUACAGCAUUACCUGACGUGUUUCAGUGGCACUAUAGCAGUGCCCUUCUUGCUAGCAGAUGCCAUGUGUGUUGGAUUUGACCAGUGGGCUACUAGCCAGCUGAUUGGGACCAUAUUCUUCUGUGUUGGAAUCACAACGUUGCUGCAAACAACGUUUGGGUGCAGGUUACCUUUGUUCCAAGCCAGUGCUUUUGCAUUCUUGGCUCCUGCCAGAGCUAUUCUCUCUUUGGACAAAUGGAGAUGCAACAACACAGCUAUAAUGAUUACCAAUGGAACAACAGAACUGCUGCAUACGGAACAUAUCUGGUACCCUAGGAUACGAGAGAUCCAAGGUGCUAUUAUUAUGUCAUCUUUGAUAGAAGUGGUGAUUGGGUUCCUGGGCCUGCCAGGAGCGCUCCUGAAAUAUAUUGGACCUCUGACGAUUACACCAACUGUAGCUCUCAUUGGGCUUUCUGGCUUCCAGGCUGCUGGAGAAAGAGCAGGCAAACACUGGGGCAUAGCCAUGCUGACUAUUUUCCUAGUGCUAUUGUUUUCUCAGUAUGCCCGAAAUGUCAAGCUCCCAUUACCCAUCUAUAAAUCAAAAAAAGGAUGGACUGCAUACCGGUUACAGCUUUUUAAGAUGUUUCCUAUCAUUCUAGCCAUUCUGGUAUCCUGGUUGCUGUGCUUCAUCUUCACGGUGACAGAUGUGUUUCCACCUGAUAGUACAAAGUACGGAUUCUAUGCACGCACAGAUGCUAGGCAAGGAGUGCUUUUGGUAGCUCCAUGGUUCAAGGUUCCUUAUCCAUUUCAGUGGGGAUUACCUACAAUAUCAGCUGCAGGUGUGAUAGGAAUGCUCAGUGCCGUGGUUGCGAGCAUCAUUGAAUCAAUUGGCGAUUAUUAUGCCUGCGCGAGGUUAUCUUGUGCUCCUCCACCACCAAUCCAUGCAAUAAACAGGGGCAUUUUCAUAGAAGGCCUUUCCUGUGUAUUAGAUGGAGUGUUUGGCACUGGGAAUGGAUCUACUUCCUCUAGCCCCAACAUCGGAGUCUUGGGGAUUACGAAGGUUGGAAGUCGGCGAGUGAUUCAGUACGGGGCAGCGUUCAUGUUGCUGCUUGGAAUGGUUGGCAAGUUCAGCGCCCUCUUUGCAUCCCUCCCUGACCCAGUGCUUGGCGCUCUCUUCUGCACUCUCUUUGGGAUGAUUACUGCAGUCGGACUGUCUAACCUGCAGUUCAUAGAUUUAAACUCUUCUCGGAACCUUUUUGUGCUUGGAUUUUCUAUGUUCUUUGGACUGGUCCUUCCAAGUUACCUCCGACAAAAUCCACUUGUCACAGGAAUAGCCAGCAUUGAUCAAGUGUUAAAUGUUCUUCUCACAACAGCCAUGUUUGUUGGGGGUUGUGUAGCAUUUAUUUUAGACAACACCAUUCCAGGAAGCCCCGAAGAAAGAGGAAUCCAGAAAUGGAAGAAAGGAGUGUGCAAAGGCAGCAAAUCCAUUGAUGGCAUGGAAACUUAUGACUUGCCUAUUGGCAUGGAAUUUGUGAGGAAGUACAAAUGCUUCCGCUUUUUACCCAUCAGCCCCACCUUCAUGGGCUACACAUGGAAAGGCUUCAGGCAAAGCAGUGGCUGCCAGGGCACAGAAGAGGAGGACUCUGAGGCCACUGUAUAGCCCCUGCUGCUGCAGCCCCUGUCGUCUAGCUGUAGUGACAGACACCUCUGCAGUUCCUUGCUGACCCUUGUUUUGUUUUAUGUUUUUUGUAUUUCUGCAUUUUGAAUUCUGGAACCAGAGCCGAAACAGAUUAUAAAAAAAUAGCUUUCCUAUUGUGGACAGUGAUAGCUAUCUAUAACGUCUCUCUAUAAUUACAUUGUUCUUUUUGUUCUGUUCUUAAGAAGUACUGUUAGAAUUGCUUUUCCUGAUUUUGGUGGGGCAACUACUGUUUCUGUUGAAUGUUUAAUCCAGAUCCAAAAUUGGUAAAUAUUGUAAACACAGUGUUCAAGCAGGCUGUGUCUUUCCCAUUUUAUAGCUGAUACAUUCCAUUUUUUUUAUUUAACUCUCAUAAGCCCCCAGUCAUUUGUUGCCAUUAUCCUGGCAAAUUAUACCAAAGUGUUCCAUACUAGACAGUGCUUUCAAAGCUUCCCAGCAUUGUGUAUUGGAUGUGCCAACAAGUGGUGCCUUUGCACGAGUUUCUGUUCCUAAGAAAGUGACAUGGCUCUGGGGUGCUCAAUGAGUCCUAGCUGAGCAUCUUUUGUGGACAGGCUUUACUGGGGCUUUGCCUCUGGCUGUCGUCAAAUUGCACAUCCCUGAACCUGACAGAUUGCCUAAGCAGCUCACUGUCUUGCAUCCCUGCGGGCCAGUCUUUUUAAAGAGAUAUUUAUUUAGCACCCAAAUGCACUACUUCUCAAUGGAGAACCGAACUAUCCAGUUGUCUCUGGAUUUGUACUGACCUGCUUCAUGCAGUUCUGCCUGUCCCAGAAACAUCUGUCAGUUAAUGUUGCCUUCUUGUUUUCCUUCCUUUCUGAGCUUUACAUGGGACCUGCUUUUAAAACAAGAGAGACCGUGUGUGCAUCACUGUCCACUGGGUGGUUUAACGGGUAUCGGGGGCCCACUGUGGGUGCCAUUCAGACUCUUGAUUUUUUCUUCUUCUACUAGUCUUGGCUCUGACAUUACAUAGCUGUUAAUGCUCAUCAUGCAUUUAUAAUUGUAAAAAAAUUAUCCCUGUGUAAUGUUCUUACUGUUGCAGAUUAGUUUUUAGACAUCAGCAUUUUGUUCCUUUCUUAUUGUCGCCCCCCGAUGUGGCCCAAAAGGCAUUUUUGAAGCUGUGGAAAGAUUUGUUAAGAGAUUUGUUAGAGAGGCAUUAGGGUAAGUCUUCUCUCAAAGCCUGUACUCUCAAAGUCAGUGUGAUCUAAGGUGCUCCUGAUUUGUAUCUCUCUCUCUCUCUCUCUCUCUCUCUCUCUCUCUCUCUCUCUCUCUCUCUCUCUCUCUCUCUCUCUCUCUCUCUCGUUCCCAAAGCAAGUACUGUACAUUUGUUGUCAGUUUCUCAAGCAUGAGAGACACUCUUGUUGAUUACUGAGGCUAUUAGGGUUUGGGAAAGGUGUAAGGAGCUUCGAUGUAUCAGUAUUGAAUGGUGGGGAAGGGAAGGGAAUCAGCAGGUGGUGGGUGUUUCCUACCAUUUCAGUGACAUUUUCAUUGUAUAGCUUUUCACACCAGGGUUAUUUCCCCUCCUCUCUGAUCUUUCCUCAGAGACCUUGCAGGAGUUUGCUGUCUUGGAUUCAAACCAGGUAUCAUGAAAACCAGCCCAAAAAGUAGUUGCUUUAAAAAAAAAUUUAAAGGUUACAUUGGGGCUGUUGCAUGAGCUCCAGAAACUAAGGCCACAAUCCUGUGCAUACUCACCUAGGAUUAAGCUCCAUUGGGCACAGUGGGACUUACUUCUGAGUAAAAGCACAGGCGCAGCAUGUUUGCUUUCCACCUUUAUUUUAUGAGCAACCAAAGAAAAGGUGGGUGGAAAGGAACUGCCCUCCCAUAGGUGGCUUAUAAUAAUGCAAAAUGCCAAAGCCAAGAUUUUCUGCGCACAUUAGAGCGGCCUUUGCCAACUUGGCGCCCUCCAGAUAUUUUGUGCUACAAUCCCCUUCCAUCCCAGCCAGCCUGGCCAUAUGGGAAUUGCAGUCCAAAAUCUAGAGGACACCAGGUUGUCAAAGGCUGCAUUAGGGAGGCAAAUGUUGUAUAUUCGUAACAUUGGCAGAAUUUAGUAUAUCCUUGUUUGGGUCAUUUUUUGUUUGCUAAGGUGCCAGUUGUUUGUUUAUAGCAGAACUGAAGAUGUCACUGAAUGUGAUGCACUGCUGUGAUAACACACUUCCACAACUUCCCCAUUUGCUUCAGUAAAGGAGUAGAUCUCAAUAGAUUGGCCCCAGCACAGUAAAUAAGAAAUGUGGGCUGUUACAUGUGCCCUGCCACCAGCUGUGUGGCUACAGCUAUCUUGAGUAGCUUUCAUAGUCUGCUAACAACUGCAAGGUAAGCACCCAACUUCUUCAGUAGCCGCUCAACUAUGUUUAAUGCUAAACUUCUCUUCGAGGGACAUGCAGCUAAGAGCUAGUCCAUACAUCACACAAAAGCCAGGGGAAAAGGCAUCCAAGUGACCCACCCUUCUCAUCUCACUUCUGAGUUUUUAAAAUGGAGUUUUACUGCCCGCCUGGGAUGUAGAGCUAUGGAAUGAAACGUUUCCAGAGUCUUGCAGUGUUUACAAGUGCAGUCUGCUUUACUCUGCCCACCCCACCCCACCCCCAAUAUAUAUACACUGAGAGAGAUGAGGCAGGUUCACUUUGCAGGGCAAAGUGGUUAAAGCGAAGGCCGUGGCGGAUUUUCUCUUGCAGAAGCAACCACAAGAGGGCAUUGCAAUUGCUUCUGCUUUCAGAAAAGAUUUUUGACAGCCUGGAUGUGGAGCAGGUGCUUUUGCAGUUGUGGCAAGAAUACUUUGUUGUUUUGAGAAGAAAACAUGCUUUUAACUUUGGAGAGAAGUUUGAGAGUCCAAGAUAGGAAAGUGUCGUGAGAUAGCCGGUCUUGGGUAGCAUUAAGAGUAGGAGAUGGGAGUCAAGCACCAUUAAAGCAAAAGAGCACAGCAAUGUUCUUUCACGGCUCCCAUUAAUUUCAGUGAUGUUGGACACAUGAAUUUCUGGUAGAUGGCACCCCGUGUUAAUAAGUGGGAAGAACCAUAAUCUGCACCUUGUCCACCUCUGGGACCAAAAUGGCUUAGGACUGUAUUCAUAAGAGAGAGAAACUCAUUUUUCUGGAUAACCUCCAAGGCCUGUGAAUUUCAAUUAAGGUAUUUGAAGUACCUUUUCUUAACUUUUCAAAGUAGUGUAUGAACUUCAGCUACCAGGCAUUAGGCUUCAACAGCAUAUAUGCUGUGUUUGGAGUUGAUCCCAAACGGUUAGCUCCUUACAAGUAUCCUAGCUGGAAGGAAGUCAGAACAAGGUUGUGAUGCUUUGAAUUGUGUGUUUAUUGUAGCCUCCUAUCUUUCUGCUAUUAAACAAUGCUGCCCAGACAGAUCACCUUAUGAGAGAGGUUGGGGGAAAUCACUGACAAAUUUCAGUUAAAAGAAAUAAAUAUUCAUGACUAAACCAUCACUGUCAUGUCAAAGAUCUAUAAAAAUAUUGAAAGCAAAACAAUUUCUGAGCUUUUGUAUUUAAAAUAAAAACCUAUGUUAUUUUUUUUUAAUUAAGUACUCUGGCUAAGAUUUAUGAAUGUCUCUUGUAAAAUUAUGCCUCUUGAAUUUAUAUUUAAUGGUUAAUUUUAUCUGUGAUUGAAAAAAAGUAUUAAUCAGAAUAAGAUGCAUCAGGGAAGGAGUUUUUAAAUUUACACGUCGAUUUGUCUUAACAUCCUUUAAUACUAACUUUCAAUAUGGCAACUUUGUACAUGAAUAUUGCAGUAUUCUAUUUCCAUAGACUUAAAAAAACAACACACCCAACAAGUAACAUUUCCACCCAGGAUAAUAAUUGUCAUAGGUUUCCUGGGCGGGAGUGAUAUGAUUGUCAUGACAAUGUCAUGUGAUAGAAUUUCUUCAUUGACGAAUUGCUAGUGAUUGUUUAUACUUUAUUUACCCAUGCUUAUGUCCUUUAAGUAAAAACAGAGAGAAGUUAUUGAUCACCUCUCUCUCGAAAACAUUGGUACUGGUAACAGCAUUGCUUGUGCACUAGCAAUGGAACAAGUUGAGCCCAGAGCAGGUCCAACCCUGAUACAAGAUGCAUGGCCAUCUCACAGAGUAGCUGUUGAUUCUGACUACUUUUCAGGGGGUGACACUGUGGGUGGCAUCCACACUCUGGCCCCCGGGGGAACAAUCCACAGGGACAUUCUCCUACUUCCAUGAGGCUUGUGAAGGAGAACCUUGCUGCAUUAAUUAUUGUGUGUAUGUUUGGAGUGGGGAGGUGAGAAUGCCUUUUGAAUUUUCUGCCUCAAACACUAAAAUGUCUCUGGCCAGCUCAGGUUGAGAAUUAGAAAGAGAUGCUAAUCAGAUGCAAAGAUUAAGCAAUCAGACCAAAACAUGUCAACCUCUCACCGACGGCACAACUAGGCUCUAGGCUUCUAUCAACUAUGAAGUGCCAAAUGCUGAUGGCAUGCAUAACUUCAGGCUUCUUCCCAUGUUAUGGUUAAGGACAAGGAGCAUCCUUAGAGCCACUCACCCUCUCUGUUUUUUCACCUUGGUGCCUCCUUGCUUUCAGCCCAAUCCCAGCCAUGAACUCUGCAGGUAGGGUUCCUAAAUGAUUCCUGUAGGAGUCGAUGGGAGGAAUUGGGGAGAGCCUAUUGGUCAAGAGCUGAUGGUUUAAAGCCAUUGGCUAGCCUGAGCCUACUUCACUGGCUGAAGUAUGUUUUCCACAUAUACUGUAUCAAGGUGCUCCAAGGAUGCAGCUGCUGAAGGCCCCUCCUCUCUAUUUGGCUGCUUUUGCAUCCCUGGAAGAAGAAUAACCCAGCCUAGUGAAGGUGCUUGUGGGAAGGCAUAUGAUAAGGCUGCUUGCACACACUUGGGGUUUCAAUAGGCCCAAAUUCAAAACGGGCCAUCUGGUUCUCGA
This is a messenger RNA of Zootoca vivipara (common lizard), 8891 nucleotides long. NCBI's taxonomy places the organism in Eukaryota, Metazoa, Chordata, Lepidosauria, Squamata, Lacertidae. The record is from RefSeq and is a predicted model, not a curated record.